This is a messenger RNA of Batrachochytrium dendrobatidis JAM81, 450 nucleotides long. RefSeq lists its product as uncharacterized. Gene Ontology annotation, cellular component: CST complex. The coding region runs from base 1 to 450 and encodes 149 amino acids. The transcript has a single exon. The record is from RefSeq and is a predicted model, not a curated record. NCBI's taxonomy places the organism in Eukaryota, Fungi, Chytridiomycota, Chytridiomycetes, Rhizophydiales. Gene Ontology annotation, molecular function: telomerase inhibitor activity; single-stranded DNA binding; telomeric repeat DNA binding. Gene Ontology annotation, biological process: negative regulation of telomere maintenance via telomerase.
AUGAUCAGAGCAAGCAGCACAAGCAGUAUCAUUUCAGCUUCUUCCAAUACAAACAACAUAAAAGACACAUUGACAAAGGAUGGCCCUACUUUUUACAACUCAGCAGCAACAAUUGUCAUGAUGAGUGAAGUGUUGGCUCAGCCUGAAUCUAUGAUCGGACAAACUGUGCGAGUCCUUGGUCGACUGAAAGACUACAAUGUCCACAAGAACAUAGUGCAAGCAGAAUACAAAGGCCAAUGUAUGUCUAUUGACACUACGCUAUUGGGAAUAUUCGAUUACAAAUUAGGAUCGCUAUACCAAUGGAUUGGUGAACUUGCUAGUUUUACUGGACAUGGAGGGAUAAUACUGCACGCUAGAAUCCUGCGUAACAUGGACGAACUGGACACCGCCUUGUUUGAAGAUACACUUAAGCUUCGCAGAGCGAUCAUGGCCCAAGAUCAACUAAACUAA